CCUCCCCUUCCCCUCUCCCCUCCAUCCUCGCCUCUCUCCCUCUCUCCUCGCCCGCUCGGUGCUGAAGUUGGGCGGAUGGCAGCAAACCCGCUCCGCUAGAGGACCGAGCAGCCGAGCCUCGCGCCCCCGGACCCAUCGGUGCGCUGCCCACACCUCCAGGCGACUGGCCAUUGGGUCCGAAAGUAGCUGAAAUGCGAAAAAGACAGCAGACACAAAAUGAAGGAACACCUGCUGUGUCUCAAGGGCCCGGAAACCAGAGACCCAACAACACAUGUUGCUUCUGCUGGUGCUGUUGCUGUAGCUGCUCCUGCCUCACUGUUAGGAACGAAGAAAGAGGGGAAAAUGUGGGAAGACCCACGCAUACCACAAAAAUGGAGAGCAUCCAGGUCUUAGAGGAAUGCCAAAACCCCACUUCAGAUGAAGUCUUGUCCUGGUCUCAAAAUUUUGACAAGAUGAUGAAGGCCCCAGCAGGAAGAAACCUUUUCAGAGAGUUUCUCCGAACAGAAUACAGUGAAGAGAACCUACUUUUCUGGCUUGCCUGUGAAGACUUAAAGAAAGAGCAGAACAAAAAAGUAAUUGAAGAAAAGGCCAGAAUGAUCUAUGAAGAUUACAUUUCUAUACUAUCACCAAAAGAGGUCAGUCUCGAUUCUCGAGUUAGAGAGGUGAUCAAUAGAAAUCUGUUGGAUCCUAAUCCUCACAUGUAUGAAGAUGCCCAACUUCAGAUAUAUACCUUAAUGCACAGAGAUUCUUUUCCAAGGUUUUUGAACUCUCAAAUUUACAAGUCCUUUGUUGAAAGUACUGCCAGCUCUACUUCUGAAUCUUAAUUUUCGUUAAAAAAAAAAAAAUCAUUUUGGAGGGCUGGGAGGGGAAAUAAAAGUAGUUAAAUUACACCAGAAACUGAGUUCCUGGAGAACUACAGUUUAGCAUUCCUCAGGCUACUGUGAAAAUACAACCAUAUGGUCUUUGUCUCCAUUUUUAUCAAGGUUAUCCUGGUUAAGUUUGGAGAAAACACCACACGAAAACAACGGAUUGCCAAAUUAAGUUUGUUUUAUUCAACACUCAUUCUACUUGCAAACAAACUGUAUUUGUAUCCUAUGAACAGUCUCCUAGUGUAUCCCCAGAGACUGCAUGUGCAAAGUAAAACUGCUUCAUUUGCCACAUAGCUGUUGUAAUAUUUAAUCCAAUGGCAUAACUUAUAUCUGCAUUUAAGGACUUUUGUGCAAUAUGGUCUUAUAGAAAUAAUUGCCAAAAAAUUGGCUGUGGUUUGCAUUUUUAAAUAUAACCUAAGAGAGAAAAAGCCAAUUUUUAAGUUGUAACAAUGGUAUUCAACAUGUUAUAUACUGUGUUCAGUACACUCAUUUUGAAGCCAAUAUUUCUGUACAUGGAAAAAGAGCUAUUUAUCUCUGCUUGUUGGGAAAUCCUAAUGGGGGAUUCCUCUGGUUGUUCACUGCCAAAACUGUGGCAUUUUCUUUACAGAAUAGUUUAUGUAAAAAAAAAAAAAAAAC
Enhydra lutris kenyoni (northern sea otter) is the source of this 1505-nucleotide messenger RNA. RefSeq names its product regulator of G protein signaling 17 (gene RGS17). Bases 192 to 824 code for a protein of 210 amino acids. NCBI's taxonomy places the organism in Eukaryota, Metazoa, Chordata, Mammalia, Carnivora, Mustelidae. The record is from RefSeq and is a predicted model, not a curated record. The transcript is spliced from 5 exons.